AUGACAAUAAGCAGUAGUAGUGAGAUCGUUGUCGCAAGGUCGGAAGAUGUAGACGACGGGUUUGAAGAUGCCGGCUUUGAUACCGCGUCCGCAAGCAAGUUUGGGAGUGUUCCUUCGUCUAUAUACCGUCAUGCCUACGAGAACGGCCGAAGAUAUCCACAGCUAAUAUAUGCUAUAGAUCUCAUACCAAAUGACGAGACUGAGCAGAAUAGGGAUGACAUCAAACAUGUAGCAAGCUUAGAGCUCACGAGAGGCAAAUACUUUUUUGCGCCAAUCGGUGAAACCCCCCAGAAGAUAAUAGAUUUAGGUACUGGAACCGGGUCUUGGGCUAUCGAAGUCGCCGAUAUGUUCCCCGGCGCCCAAGUUGUCGGGUGCGACUUGAGUCCUAUUCAACCUUUCUGGGUCCCCAGUAACGUCAGUUUCGUUGUCGACGACAUCGAAGACGAAUGGGUUCAUGGCGACGAUUGGGAUCUUGUUCACAUUCGUCAGGUCUUCUCAGCGAUUAGAGACCCCCCUGGAGUUUGCAAGCAGAGUUUCAGCCAUCUCAGACCUGGCGGUUGGAUAGAAGCCCAGGAUUUCGGCGGCAUUUUGAAAUGCGACGACGAUACACUGCCUACAGAAUCUCUACUCUCUGAAUUUUACGACAUGACAAAUGAAGCGUUGUCUAAGCUUGGGUUAAGGUGGUCUAUUGCGAACGACAUGGAAGAAGUGCUUAGGGAUGCUGGCUUCAUCAACAUCCAGUGCAAAAGGUUCAAAUCUCCCAUCGGCGUCUGGCCGAAGGCCAAGAGGCUCCGCCUGAUCGGGCUAUAUCUAAGGCUAUCCUUUGCGGACCUCAUGGAUGCUCUCGCGCCCAAGGUCUUCCCAACGCUUUCGAAGUCGACAGAACAGAUGGAGGAGUUCCUUGCGAGCGCGCACGACGAAUUGCAAGAAACCAAUGCCCAUAUAUACCUUGAUUAUUAUUUUUGGUAUGCUCAAAAACCUUUGAACGAUUAAGACAACGAUGAAUUCUAUAUCGUUAUAGGUAGAGUCAAAUAGCUAUAAAGCAGUGAAUAUUAUGCCCUGAGAAGGUCAAACAAAACUCUCAAGGUUCCAUGGGUAUAUUUGCAGGUCGAAGUAGAGUGCCAUGAUUAAGGACUCCUUAAUAUAGCCCAUUAAUCAGCUGGUAUUAGGUGGAUCUAAUGGACAAUGAGGUUAUAGGCCUGGUCAGAAAAAGGAAGCUUGCCAUAUUUGCGAGUAGAAUUAGGGGUUGAGGACUUAUACACUGUUCCGUAUACUUUGUACAGUACCUUUUAUUGG
Daldinia loculata is the source of this 1296-nucleotide messenger RNA. RefSeq names its product S-adenosyl-L-methionine-dependent methyltransferase. Bases 1 to 993 code for a protein of 330 amino acids. Gene Ontology annotation, molecular function: methyltransferase activity. NCBI's taxonomy places the organism in Eukaryota, Fungi, Ascomycota, Sordariomycetes, Xylariales, Hypoxylaceae. The transcript has 6 exons. The record is from RefSeq and is a predicted model, not a curated record.